AUGAGUUCUGGAUUCUCGCCAAUUGCCGGAAACGGGUUUUCUGGAAGGACCGAUGUUGUUCGGGCUUUGUUUAGUAUAUGGGAACCGCUGCAAGCAGCGUUUUCUAAAGACGGUGCUACUGUGCAGAUAGAUCACAGUGGAGCCAUUUUCGACCGAGCAGCCAUCUCGCUGGAGGGCUUCGCGAGACCAUUGUGGGGAAUUGUGCCCUAUGUUAUGGGAGGUGGCGAGUUCGAUAACUGGGAUCUGUUCAACAGAGGAUUGAGUAAUGGAACCGAUCCUGAUCACCCUGAAUACUGGGGUGAUAUUACGGAUAUAGAUCAGCGUCAAGUCGAGCUGGCAGCAAUUGGAUUUGCUUUGGCAGUGGUACCAGAACACUUUUGGGAACCUUUGACGGAGGAAGCAAAGAAGAAUGUGAUCAGGUACUUGUUGAUGGGACGAGAACAUGAUUUGCCUGAAUGCAAUUGGCACUUUUUCCGAGUAUUGAUGGAUUUGGGAUUGAACAGGGCUGGUGCUGUGUAUGACCAGGCAAAACUCAGUAAUGAGAGUUUUGACAAAAUCGAUAGAUAUUAUAUCGAGGAUGGAUGGUACCGAGAUGGUGAUCCUAAAGGCGAAUUGUAUAGAAUGGACUACUAUAACCCAUUUGCUAUGCAUUUGUAUGGACUAUUAUAUUCUGCUUUACAGCCCAAUGAUACAGAAAGAGUUGAGAAAUAUAGAAGUCGGGCUAGAGAGUUUACUAAGGAAUUCGUUAAUUUCUUUGCUGAUGACGGGUCAAGUGUUCCAUACGGUCGCAGUCUUACUUAUCGGUUUGCCUGUGGCAGUUUCUGGGGAGCAUUGGCGUUUGCAGAUGAAGAGGCUCUGCCAUGGGGAGUGAUCAAGGGUUUAUACUUGCGUCAUCUCCGAUGGUGGUCUCAACAGCCAAUUUCAUCUCUCAACUCGAACAUUCUUUCAGUUGGAUAUUGUUACCCAAACACUUUUUUCUCAGAAGGUUAUAACUCGGCAUGCUCUCCGUAUUGGGCCAUGAAAGCGUUCCUCCCAUUGGCAUUACCAGAAUCACAUCCAUUCUGGUCCAGUAAAGAAGUUGAUUUAGAUCAUGUCAAGGUACCAUUUGUAUCGUCAGUUCCGGGAUUUGUUUUCUCUCAUAACCCGAAAAACACUGUUAUGUUGGUGUCGGGUCCGGAAAGAAAGGAUAUGAGGUUUGUCACCGAAAAGUACAACAAAUUUGCCUAUUCGUCGAGAUACGGAUUCAGCAUCGAGGCUGACUAUGAACGGUUCUACGCGGGUGUCUUUGACAACAUGCUAGCUUUUUCUGACGACGGCGCCCAUUUCCGAGUCAGAGAGAGAUGUGCUGUUGCCAAAGUCUCCGGUACAAUCUUGUAUUCGCUCUGGAACCCCUGGAGUGAUGUCAAAGUGGAAACAUGGCUGAUUCCAUGUGGACCAUGGCAUACUCGUGUUCACAAAAUUGUUUCUCCCAGAAAACUGUCCACUAUUGAAGGAGGAUUUUGCGUGCCGCUGGCGGAUUUCAAUAAAGAUCUCCGAUUCCAAAAAGAAAACUACGCUCUUGUGCAAGCCGAAGAGGACAUCAGCUGCAUCACUGAACUUUCUGAUACCAAAAGAACAGGGCGUGUUCACAAACCAGAGGGAAAUACCAAUUUGAUGUUCUCACGGACCCUCGUUCCUCAGCUACUGGCCGAUAUAGAACCCAACAAGGAACACAUCUUUGUCACAGCUGUUCUUGCUUCCCCUGACAAACUAGCUGCACAGACUGCUCUGAAGAACCCACCACCAGUACCAGAUAUCAAACAGCUGGUAGAACUGGCCGGCAAGGCAGACCUCGUCGGCAUCAUGAAAUAG
Sugiyamaella lignohabitans is the source of this 1851-nucleotide messenger RNA. RefSeq lists its product as uncharacterized. The record is from RefSeq and is a predicted model, not a curated record. The transcript has a single exon. Lineage: Eukaryota; Fungi; Ascomycota; Dipodascomycetes; Dipodascales; Trichomonascaceae. Bases 1 to 1851 code for a protein of 616 amino acids.